AUGAAUUUAUGGGCAUGGGGUGCCAAUUCACAUGGUCAACUUGGUCUUGGAAUUAUUACUGAACAAGUACAGGAACCUACUAAAGUUAUUCUUCCACAAUUUUGCAAUAAAAUCAAACAAAUUUCAUGUGGUGGUGGUCACACACUUCUUCUUAAUGAUGAAGGUAAACUUUAUUCUUGUGGAUGGAAUUUAAACCGUCAGCUAGCCAUAGAAAAAAUAAGUCAGAAAUCACUGGAAACAUUUGAAAGAGUAUGGUGCCUAAGUGGCAUCACAUUCACAAAUAUAUCUACUGGCUGGGAUUUUAGUUGUGCAGUAACAGAUGAUAAUUUUUUAUUUGUUUGGGGCUCAAAUAAUAAUGGUCAAUUAGGACUGCCAAGAUCACAUUUUACUGAAGUAAAAAAGCCUGUUAGAUUACAAGUAAAUGCUUGUGCUGUUUCAAUGGGAUUAAGGCAUACUGCGAUUAUAAACUCUAAAGGUGAAGUAUGGGUUACAGGAUGUGGAAAACAAGGCCAACUUGGUUUAGGAAAAGAAACAUUAUUUUCUGAUAGAUUCCAAAAAGUUGUGAACAUUGAUAAGAUAUCUCAUAUUGCAUGUGGACAAAAUCAUACAGUAGCUUGGUCAUCUGACAAAAAUGUUCUAUAUGUUUGGGGUGAAAAUAAACAUGGUCAGUUGCUACAACAAAAUAGUAGUUUAAAGCAAAAUAUAUGGGUCCGUAAUAUAUAUGAACCUCAAAAUAUUGAUUUAGACAUUAAACAAAAGGUAAAAAAAUUAUUAAGUGGAUGGACAAAUAUUCUUAUGUGGCUGGAAGAUGGUACCAUACUCACUUGGGGUCGUAAUAAUUACUCUCAGCUUGGUACUAAUGAAUCCUUUGUAGGAAAAAUAUUUCACAUUGAGCUUCCAGACAAUAGAAAAGUAAAAGAUGUUGCCUUAGGUUCAGAGCAUACAAUAUGUUUAAGUGAAGACAACACUUUAUGGGCUUGGGGCUGGAAUGAACAUGCUAAUACAGGAAUUUCACUUGAACCAGUAAUUUCUUUUCCAACUAUUGUCCCCAUUAAAUGUAAUAAAGAUGAAAUUAUAACACAAAUCUAUGCCGGUGGAGCUCAUAAUUUCAUUGUCACAGAGUUUAAUAAAACUUAUGGCAGUGAAGAAAAAUUAUAG
This is a messenger RNA of Parnassius mnemosyne (clouded apollo), 1158 nucleotides long. Lineage: Eukaryota; Metazoa; Arthropoda; Insecta; Lepidoptera; Papilionidae. The record is from the annotation of a GenBank genome assembly.